Seriola aureovittata is the source of this 3498-nucleotide messenger RNA. Its product is annotated as ras-related protein Rab-8B. The record is from RefSeq and is a predicted model, not a curated record. The transcript has 8 exons. Gene Ontology annotation, cellular component: endosome; plasma membrane; synaptic vesicle. Gene Ontology annotation, biological process: protein localization to plasma membrane; protein secretion; regulation of exocytosis. The coding region runs from base 199 to 819 and encodes 206 amino acids. Gene Ontology annotation, molecular function: GTPase activity; GTP binding. Lineage: Eukaryota; Metazoa; Chordata; Actinopteri; Carangiformes; Carangidae.
GUGCUCCGAUGUAUUCCGGUUAGCUUGAAGCUGAACCGUUUCCUGCUCCAGUCGGACCCGUUUCAGUAGAAACCAGUACGGAACCAGUGCUCCCACCAAAUCCAGUGAGCCCAGCAGAGUGUCGGCGGGUCGUGGAGAGGCUGAGGAGGCCGGAGGGUCCGUUAUAUUACCGGUAGCACCGGGACAAACGGCGGGAAAAUGGCGAAGACGUACGACUAUCUGUUCAAACUGCUGCUGAUCGGUGACAGCGGCGUCGGUAAAACCUGCCUCCUGUUCCGGUUCAGUGAAGACGCCUUCAACACCACCUUCAUCUCCACCAUCGGAAUCGACUUUAAAAUCAGGACGAUAGAGCUGGAUGGCAAGAAGAUCAAACUGCAGAUCUGGGACACGGCGGGGCAGGAGAGGUUCAGGACCAUUACGACAGCCUAUUACAGAGGAGCCAUGGGCAUCAUGCUGGUGUAUGACAUCACCAACGAGAAGUCCUUCGACAACAUCAGGAACUGGAUAAGAAACAUCGAGGAGCAUGCAUCCUCAGACGUGGAGAGGAUGGUCCUGGGAAACAAAUGUGACAUGAACGACAAGAGACAAGUGUCCAAGGAGAGAGGAGAGAAGUUGGCGAUCGACUAUGGGAUUAAGUUUUUGGAAACCAGUGCAAAGUCCAGCAUCAAUGUGGAGGAGGCCUUUUUCACACUGGCCAGAGACAUCAUGACCAGACUCAACAGAAAAAUGAACGACAACAACCCGUCAGGUGGAGGAGGUCCAGUUAAAAUCACAGAGUCUCGCUCUAAGAAGAGCUUCUUCAGGUGUACGCUGCUGUAGGCGGAGCCUCCUCUCAGACUCCUCCCCCUCCCCCUGAUGAUGGAGGAACAACAGACCUGUGGAAACAUGAAGAACCAAACAUGUUGAUUUCAUCUGCUCUUACUCUGCUCUGAUCUGCCUCUUCACCUCCUGCACGCCACUGCCUCCUCUUAUCUUCCUCCUCCUCCUCUUUCUCCCCCACCUACUCUUCUUCCUCCUCCUCCUCUUAUCUUCCUCCACUUCCUCCUCCUCUUCCUCCAUCUCUUCCUCCUUCACCUCCAUCUCCUCUUCUUCCUCCUCCUCAGCUUCACAGGUGAAGGAGACUGAGAGUCUUAAAAGAAAAUGUUUUAAAGAAAGAAAAUGAAAGUGAUGAUGAUGAAGACUGAAUGUCAGAGAUGAAGAGCAGAGCCUCAGUUAUCAUAUUUUAUAUUUUUUAACUUUCUCAUGUUUAAAUGUUUUUUUCCAAAGAUCGAAGCCUUAAAGGAGCAAACGAAGUAGCAUCAGACACAUCCUGACGACUGUUACAGUCUCUGAUCAUUAAUCAAUAGUUAAUGAAGUGAUAAAUUAAAAAAAAAAAAAAAAAAAAAAUAUAUAUAUAUAUAUAUAUAUAUAUAGAUUCAUUUAAAUUCAAAGAUUUCUAAUACCUUUUAAUUAUGCUGAUAAGAACGAAUUAAAGAAUAAAAAACUUAAUUUGAAAAUGAAAAUUCAAAAUUAUUAUUUAUAAAAGAUUUUGUUCAAAAGCUUUUAAAGGAGUUCAUGAGGUUUCUGUGGUGAAAUGUUGACGUGUCUUUAAAGCGUCCACAGAAUGAAACUGUUCCAACAAACACAUCUGAGAAAAAAGAAAAACAAACUGUGAAUCCUGCAAAACACAAAGAUAAAAAUCAAUAAACCAAAUGUUCAAUAAAUCAAUUUUAAAUGGAUUCAAACAAUAUUUGUUUUAAACGUCUUAGAUGUUAUUUACAGUCACUGGUUCAUUUCCAUCUCCUGUUUUAUUUUUUAUCACUUUACUUUUAGUUCAGUGACAGUUUCAUUUCCUUUCUUUUAAAAAGUUUAAUGGAAAAUUAAAUAUUCAUUGAUAAAAAUGUUUCCAUAGUUAAAAUAUUAUAAUAAAUAUUAUUAUUUUAACAAAGAAUUUUCUCCUUUGGUACAAACAAGUAUCAGAGCUGAGAAUAAAACAUAUUAACUCAUAUCUAUGACACAGGCCCAAAGAAUUAAAUAUUUAACAAUUAUUAUUUAAACAUAUCUGUUGAUCAUUCUUUAGUAAAGUCAUUAAAGUUGGUGCUGCGUCAUCAUUAACAAGAGAAGAAGAAAGUAACUGUAGAAACCUGAUGUGGUUGUUUCAGCUGCUUCAGUUUGAAAUCAGCUGUUUGUUCCUGUUUUUACUGCCGACUCACUUUCUUUAAGCUUUUCUAUAUUUUUAUAUUUUCUUUAAAACCACUCAAAGCUUUUUAUGUUGAUUUUAUUUUUUUAACAUUUCAGAGGAAUUUUAUCUGUUUGUUUGUUUUUGUAUCAACCUGAAAUAUUUCAAUUCACUUCAUUUACAGCUGUUCACAGAUCCCCUGUUUAAUUAGUCUCAUUAAUUAAAGCUCCAAUAUCGUAAACUGAUCAAUAAGUAAACAACCGUUUCAUCUGUGAACAGCUGCACGUGAAGAGAACAGAUGUUUUAACAUGUGUUGAACUGUGUGUUGUGUUUACAGACUCAGCAGUAUUACAUUAUAUUAUUCUAUUAUUAUUAUUGUAUUAAUCUCAAGCUGAUGAAGGUGCUUUAACAAGCAAACAAUCUGAAACGUCACAAAUCAAUCAAUACUGAUCAAUACUGACAGGGAAAAUAAUUGAUCUGCCAGUUAAUAUCUAUGUCUUUAAUUACUAAUUGACCAAUAAUUUAGUUUCUAAUGUUUGAAUCCAAUAUUCACCUCCGGACUGAUGAAUCAAUAUGAAUCAAUCGAUCGAGGACACAGCUGCUUUUAUCACAAAGUAUUGAUCAGAACAUUAAUUUGUUAUUUGAGAGAAAGAAUGAAUGUAAAUCAGCUUAAAUCAAAUAAUCAGCUGAUUGAUAUCAGAAGAAAUAAUCAAUCAAAACCAACUUCACUUCUUCUGUUUCAUUGUUGAAGUUUGUUGUUUUUUAUUUUCAGCACUUUGUAACUUUGCUAAAACAGUGCUAUGCAAAAUAUAUUAUAAUAAUGUUGUUGUUGUUUUGAGGUUUUGUUACGGAGUCACAUGACUGAAGUUUACUUUAGUUUUUUCACAUUAAAAUCAGAUUUCAGACUUUUUCACUUCAGGUCUGAUGUUUUUUUUUUACACAUGUACAUUUUAUAUUUGGACUUUGUUCUUUGAUGCAAAAUAAAGAGAGAGUCAAGAUUACUGAUCUGCUGAUAAACUGAUGAUUGAUUAGAGGAGGGAGCUGAGUGAAAACAGAUGAAGGUCUGAAGACGAGCUGGAUGUUUCAAACCUUCAGACUUUUUCCGCUCUGAAGAAAAUUCAACUGAUUUUUAGGAGAAAAAUUCACGUGUGUAAAAACUCAUUUGGACUUUUGGAGUGAAAAGGUUAUCAGACUCUUAUUGUGAAAGGUCUCUGAUCAUAAGAUGGCUGCAGUGACCUCUGACCUUUGACCUCUCCACCUUCAGGUUGGUCUUCCACUUCCUGCUCUGGGAAGUCUGGAGCGUCACAGCUGAUUGUACAAUAAAAUACUUUUUCUAUCAA